Messenger RNA from Perognathus longimembris pacificus (Pacific pocket mouse), 711 nucleotides. RefSeq names its product 60S ribosomal protein L26-like. Gene Ontology annotation, molecular function: RNA binding; structural constituent of ribosome. The record is from RefSeq and is a predicted model, not a curated record. Gene Ontology annotation, biological process: cytoplasmic translation; ribosomal large subunit biogenesis. Gene Ontology annotation, cellular component: cytosolic large ribosomal subunit; ribosome. Lineage: Eukaryota; Metazoa; Chordata; Mammalia; Rodentia; Heteromyidae. The coding region runs from base 25 to 711 and encodes 228 amino acids. The transcript is spliced from 2 exons.
UCGCUGAAGCAGGAGCAGGCCAAAAUGAAGUUCAAUCCCUUUAUCACUUCUGACCGAAGCAAGAACCAGAAAAGGCAUUUCAAUGCAUCUUCCCACAUUCACAGGAAGAUUAUGUCUUCUCUUUCCAAAGAGCUGAGACAGAAGUACAAUGUGCAGUCUAUGCCCAUCCAAAAGGAUGAUGAGGUGCAGGUUGUAUGGGGACACUACAAAGGUCAGCAGAUUGGCAAAGUGGUCCAGGUUUACAGGAAGAAGUAUGUCAUCUACAUUGAACGGGUACAGUGUGAAAAGGCCAAUGGCACCACUGUCCAUGUGGGCAUUCACCCCAGCAAGGUGGUUAUUACCAGGCUGAAACUGGACAAAGACAGCAAAAAGAUCCUGGAACGGAAAGCCAAGUCCUGCCAAGUAGGAAAGGAAAAGGGCAAAUAUAAGGAAGAAACAAUUGAAAAGAUGCAGAAUGAAGUAAUCUUACAUACAACUUUCAUUAAAAAAAAAAAACUGGGACACGUUCCCAAGAAAAACAAAAGGAGGGAAGGUAUAUUUGGGCUUACAACUUUAGAGGCUUUGGCCCAUGGUCACCUGGCCGUGGCCAGGCAGAACAUUGCAAUGGGGAACACAUGGAAGAGCGAAGCUGCUACCCCUCAUGGUAGCAGUCAUCGGAGAGAAGGUGGGGCCCCAGAACGAGGUGCACUUUGCCAGGGAACCGUGCAGUAA